Topomyia yanbarensis is the source of this 894-nucleotide messenger RNA. RefSeq lists its product as uncharacterized. Bases 1 to 894 code for a protein of 297 amino acids. The record is from RefSeq and is a predicted model, not a curated record. Lineage: Eukaryota; Metazoa; Arthropoda; Insecta; Diptera; Culicidae. The transcript has a single exon.
AUGUCUUUGGAAUCUUCUACUGCACCAGUACCAAUAACUCCUAGUGCUUUCUCGAAGGUGAAGCUGCCAGAAAUUAAACUCCCGAAUUUCGAAGGCAAACUUCGCGUUUGGAUUACGUUCCGAGACAUGUUUAUAAGCCUAAUUCACCGCAACCACCAGCUGACCGAGGUAGACAAAUUCACGUACCUUCGGUCAUCACUCGUAGGCGACGCGCUGCAGGAAAUUUGUACGAUAGAGAUUUCUGUGGCGAACUACAAAAUAGCGUGGGAUCUGCUCCAGAAACGUUUCGAAAACAAGAAACUAAUUGUAAAGGCUCACCUUGAUGUGCUUUUUGCUGAAGAAUCAAUGAAACGCGAAUGUUACGACGAUUUGAACCAUCUGCUCAGUGAGUAUGACCGGAAUCUGCAAAUCCUAGAUAUAAUUGGCGAAAACACUCAGAACUGGAGUACCAUCCUCGUCUACAUGAUGUGCUCCAGGCUAGAUUUUGUUACUCUCCACCAUUGGGAAUCUCACCAUUGUUCUAAGGAAGUUCUCACCUAUGAUGAAUUAGUCGAUUUGCUUCGCAAUCACUGUGCUGUACUUCAGUCGAUUGCCCCAGCCAAACCCUGCCAGACAGAGCUGAAGAAGCCUCGUUUCACCGUCAGUCAUGCUCACGCGACCACUGAAGCUGCCAAUCGUUGUCUAUUCUGUGGGGAAGGUCCCCAUUCUGCGUUCAAAUGCCAAAGGUUCCAAAAGAUGAAGGUUACUGAGCGGUACGAGCACGUAAAGCGUCGUGGGCUCUGUUUAAAUUGUCUCUCUCCAUCGAAUAUGGCUCGAUUCUGUACAAAGGGUUUUUGCCGAUACUGUAGGCAGAAACAUCACACGUUUCUACACAAUGAAGUGACGAACAGCUGA